UCUUUGAGUCCAGAACCUGACAGCAAAUUAGAUGCUUCUCAUUUGACUUCCCAUUUUUUGGAUCAAACUGGACCUGAAACUAUCCAUUCCUCUAAAGAAAGGUUUCUGAAUCAGAACGUUAAGGAUGCUUUGACAGACUAUUAUAGAAGCCAACGCUUAGAUUUAUUGGAUCUUCCUGAUAGUGCAUUGAAGAUUCAAGCUAGUCAGACCUUUCUUAAUACUGACUCGAGGGGACUCAAUAAUAUUUUGGACACUGGCGCUCCCUCUUCGCCUUUAAAUGAUGUUAUCAGUCAAGCAAUCACUCACGAAAUAAGUGCUUCAGGUAUCCGAUCAGCUGACGUUCCUUUACUCCCGACAUCGCUGGCACUGCUGACCUCUGCAAGAUUAACUUCUCCUUUACCAACUCUGCGUGCUGUAUCAUCUUUUAAGACCCAUCCUUCCCCGAAAUUUUUAGAAGUUUCAAAUCAGACUAGCUGUCAUGAUCGAUCUCGUCUUCCAAAAUUUCGAUCCGUUUCCCCCUUACAGCCUGAUCAUACAUUGAUGCAUGAUAUACUGGUUGUCCAACCUGAGCACCUGAAAGUCAACCAGCAUGCUGGGUCUGUUGAGCCAUCUUCUCUAGGCCAAGAUCAUUCAUCUGGGUCUUCUCAUUGGAUCAUCGAUUCGCCAUCGGUCGUUCUAGAGAUUUUCGAUUCAAUCCCCACAGAUACUUGUGUGCAGGACGAUUCAUCAUCUCAGCAUCCUUUGAGGUCAAGUUUUGACACUCUUAAUAAGCCUUCGUUUGGGCUUGAGAAAGGUAUUUAG
This is a messenger RNA of Protopolystoma xenopodis, 801 nucleotides long. The record is from the annotation of a GenBank genome assembly. Lineage: Eukaryota; Metazoa; Platyhelminthes; Monogenea; Polystomatidea; Polystomatidae.